AUGGGCCGCAAGUGGACGACAAAAGACCAAGAAGAGUUUCUUACUGGAUGGGGGCCGCGUUACAAACAAGCCAGCGAAAAGAAAAAUUACAUGUUUUUCUGGGACGACCUUUUUUCGGCAUGGUUCAUCGCGUUCCCCGAGGCUGUCGCGGCCGAUGUAGUGAACAUUGCGCCCGAGCUAUGGUCACCUGAACAACAGGAGACAGCUCAAAAGGGCAUCCUGCAACGUAAAGCGCAACUGCGAGACUGGUUUCGAAACCACAUGCGUCCCGAUUGUCGCGUGGAUUCGCCUGGAUACAUUAGAAAGCUUGUGAAGCUGCAUGAGCAGAAGAAUACUGGCAAGCGCUCUCGAAAGGCGACAGAGAUGUAUUCGGCACGAUUCUACCAAGGCUCAGAUACCCAGAAGACCGUUCAGAAGCGACUGCGAGACGAGGCACCUCGUGAUUCGGCUGGAGAGCUUAUCCAGGAAACGAAGGCGGAGAAAUCGAGUCGUCGGAUGAAGAUCUACGGUGCUGAGAUCAUGGCGGCAUGGAAGGGCGCGACAGAAGAACAAACAAGUGAGGUAUUGGUUGCGCUGGACGAGAGCCGAAUGCGAAGAAUGUCUGAGGAGGACAACGAUCCUAUGCCAGAUGACCAACAAGAAGGGCUUCGGCGUCUUCCUCGUCUCAUGGACGUGGCCGCUAAGGAAAUGCAUGACGUUUCGGGAUGGUACUUUACGAUCUUGAGUGGUGGGCGUGGUGCGGCUGGUGUGGUCCAGACGGCGAGCUUUCAUCUCGGGCAAACAAGGAAUGGUGUUGAUUUCGAACACGCUUACAGCGAUUUCAACGAAGUUGUGAUGAAGCCAUGGACCUCGUUUGUCAGGAAUUUGUGUGGGGAAAGUGGUGCCCAGGUUCCAGCCUCGGAACGGAGCACACUUGAACACGUGCCCAAUCAGGGUUCCGUUGGUCCACCUUCCCCAUCGUCUCGCUCCCCAAUCCCUCGCCCUCCGAUCCCUCAGGAAGGGCUUGUUGGUAACGGGCACAGAACGCCUCAGAUGGCCCAACCGGAGGGUGGCACUGAUGGUACGGCAAGAACCCCCACUCCCACCCCUCCGUCUGGCGAUGGCAGCGAAAACGUCUCCCCUCGACAUUCUGAGGGUGAAGUGGCACAGGCUGAGCCACAAGCCUCGAACUCACCACCACCUGAGAACGCUCCCAGCAGCACAUCUGGAGGUCGAGAGGAUGGGCCAGUUCGUGCCGAACCACAACUCCCUCAUUCCAGCUCACCACCACCAGCCCGCUCACCACCACCUGAAAAUACAAACGACAGACGGAGGAGUCCUUCCCACGACGCAACCGUUGAGCACAACACGACACUUCGGGCUUCACAGGGCCUCCGCCCAGAUUCAUGGCUUCAACAAGCUCUCAAACGUCUACGAGCCACCGAGGGACCUGAUUGGCGUGAAGCGGUAGACCUGUGGGAGGGUAUUGAGAGAAAUCAGCUCGAGAAAGCUCAACCUGAGGGCACCAAGCAACGCUUCUCCACUGUGAACCGCCCCCCUCAGAUCGCACGAUGGUUCGCCUAUGGGCGAAACUUUACUACUGAUCCCGACAUCUCUGAUAUAGCACAGUACGAGCAGGAGCUGCUCACCUGGUGGGCGUAUCUUCAGCCAGAAUGGCGUACUUCGACAGACCCCCUACCGCUUCCUUUGUAUCACACGCCGGAGGGCCAGAAUUGGAGUGUCCUCAAGGUUACAGGGUCUAACGGACUCCUGAUCGUCAUGAUGGCUUUCGCGUGGUGGGGUAAGGCCGUCGGCCUGUCUCCCUUAUGGCUUACUGCCACAGCCGACUUGAAGCACACCUUGAAGGCCCUAGCAAACCUCUGCGAGGAGACGGGUUCUGUACCCCGGCGUUCAACUAUCAAGGAGCGCAGAGGUGCUGGCACUAACAUUGGAAAAGAAAACUCCACCUUGGCCGGCCGACGCCGCAAACAAGCAGAGGCUGCCCCUCUUGCUCGUGUCUCUAGCAAGCGCCGCAAACAAGCAGACCCUCCGACUGUCCCUCCCACUCGCGUCACACGUAGCUCCGCUGUCCACAAAGUGGACGAUGGGACGGUAGACGGAUUGGGGACAAAUGCGAUAGAAGAAUCUACUAUCUCACAAUACUAUCUCACAACAGGACUGACCGUGGAAGCCUGA
This is a messenger RNA of Pleurotus ostreatus (oyster mushroom), 2175 nucleotides long. RefSeq lists its product as uncharacterized. The record is from RefSeq and is a predicted model, not a curated record. Bases 1 to 2175 code for a protein of 724 amino acids. NCBI's taxonomy places the organism in Eukaryota, Fungi, Basidiomycota, Agaricomycetes, Agaricales, Pleurotaceae. The transcript has 8 exons.